AUGAUAUCUCUAUCUCUGACGAAAGAUAUCAAAAUUGAUACGACAGAAAUUCGCAACGAUACACCUGCGAUUAAAGACGACACAGCUUUGAUUCUGCAGGAGAUUGCGCAGCUUCAAGCUCGAUUACCCGAUACUGCUGCUGCCCCAAAGGAUUAUAUUCUUCAGAAGUUCCUCGAGGAUAUGGCGACAUAUACUGAGAAGACUCUCGAUGUGGAUAUGUUCUAUAGUGAUGGAAUGAGCUCUAGAGCUCUACCUAUUGUCGAUGAGCACGAUCACAGCUCACCCAAAUCUCCGCGGUACGAUCUACCGAGUUUAGGACCUCAGGAUCCCGCCGCAUUGGUAGCUAUCCAGUCAGACUCGCCAAAUCCAGGAGAUGCCCUCAAGAACGGCAUUAAUUACCCUGCCUCUCCAGAAUCUCACAAUCACGGACAUGGUCACUGGCCGAGAUUAACAAGGGAAAACAUCCCCCAACGCCCAAAGGGACCCGGUCCCGUAUCUUCUUGGCCUGAGGUCUUCUACGACAAAGAAGUUGCACUCGCCAAUGAUCCUCAAGCACCUCGUUCGAGCGCCCUAGCAUCAGAUUCUAGAAAUGAAGAAACGAAAAAUCAAAUCGCACCUUCCUUCGCCUGGGCGAGUCCAUCAAGGCUAGACGCCUUUGAUCCUCUAUGGCGUGAGCCCUAUGGCGACUAUCUCCGUACUCAGUACCCAGAUUUCGCAAGCCGCUAUGUUAAUCUGAUCCGUGAACCACAGCAGAUGCCACAUCAGACGGCGGAACCCCCACCGGUUCUGAGUAAAGAAGACGAUAUGAUAAUAUCACCAUUCAAGUAUCAAGAGAUGAGUAAGAAAGUAUACAGUAUCCAAAGGUUUAGGGGAAAUGUGGUCCUUGAUCUUCCAGUACCAGACAGGAUCCUCAACAUUAUUCCUUACUCUGCUCCCCUAGGUCAGGAUGAAUAUAUGCAUUGCAGAUUCAGCUUCAUCACCUGUCCUCCCGAGAUGUUUGGAGCUCAGAAUUAUACGCUGAGAGCGACACUAUUUGCUAAGCCGCGGCAAACGCAAUUUAUACUGGUCGUGCAAGCAAACCCUAACGACGCGGACUUCGCAUUGCGCUGGAAUUUCAUCCACGAUUCUAUCGUAUAUGCCCAGCAGAAAUUCGAAUUAUCUGGAACCUUACAGGAGUUCUGGAAGCGAGUUAUUGUUCAUUUACACUUGACUCAUGGAACGGAAUGGGGAUCUUCAAAACAGACGAUGGAUGCCGAGAUCACAAGUAUAAGAUCGGAAGAUCUUUACGAGCCGAUACGAGAGGAUUCAUGCAAGAUAGGAGAACACAGGACCUAUGCCCUCAUGUCAGAGUAUACUGUCCAGCUCCGCCCGACCACCGCCUUUCCACAAGCCGGAAGUCUGUUCCCCGCCAAAGUUUCAAUCCAAGUUGUUAUUGCAUCAGCUCGUGUUCCAGAGAGCACAAUGAGUCUUCACUGGUCUAAUAAAUAUAUUCCAUGGACCUGCGCCAUCAGCCAAGCUGCCCAAGCUCAACAUGUCAUAGACAUGAGCGAGAUAUCCGACGCCUUUUUGUCUCGAACUAGCUUCUUAUGGGACGUUUUGAAAAUAGACGCAAAUUUACCGUUAGUAAAGCAUAAACCAGUUCCGGCUUAUGACUUGGAAAUCUUCAGAUUUGACAGCUUGAUUGUGGAGCUGCGGCCACGCUUGACCUCAACAACCUCUUCGAAGGCAAAGAAGUCAGAAGAACGGUGGACCAAGUGGCUGAAGUCAGGAAGUACUUAG
Molecule: messenger RNA, 1779 nt
Organism: Fusarium oxysporum Fo47
Lineage: Eukaryota; Fungi; Ascomycota; Sordariomycetes; Hypocreales; Nectriaceae
Exons: 4
Coding region: 1-1779 (592 amino acids)
Molecular function (GO): chitin synthase activity
Source: RefSeq, a predicted model, not a curated record